GUUGUUUUUCUGUCUGAACGAUUGAGAAGAUGAGUCAAGUUCCAGUUAUCGACACUUGUCAAUUCUGUACAUUUACAAAUGAACGCGGUGCGAAAAUAUGCAUAGCGUGUGGACGAACUUUGGGGCUACCGGUAGUGAACCUCAGCUCAAGCGACGGAGUCAAGUGUUCGCAAUGCACCUAUCAAAAUCUAUUUGGUUGCAAGCAAUGUGUGAUUUGCGAAAUGCCAAUUGUGACAGUGGAGCAAGUCAACAUGUCUUCAACUUUGAAUGUUAAUGGACAGUUGUGUCAAAUCUGUUUUUCCACCACCACCAAAGAGUUUAAGAUGCCAGGUUGCACGCACUCCUUCUGUGUGUCAUGCUCUAAGCAAUACUUCACAGUCAAGAUCAUGGAAUGUGGCAUUAACAACUUCCGUUGCCCAAUCGACGGAUGUUUCAGCUUCGAUGAACUGCCAAAUAAAUUAGAUUUCUUCAAGGAUUUGAAAUUGGUUCUUGAUGGCAUCUUGGAUGUAAGAACACAGAAAAUGUUUGAUAACAAAACUGGGAUCCUCGAUAUCAUGCACGAUCCUGGAUUCGUGAGAUGUUCGCUGUGCGGUCAUGGAUUCAUCAAUCAAUGUAAAUCCAAACAAACUAACUGCUCUGCGUGCCUACAGUCAUUUUGCAACAGAUGUGGCAGACAAUGGACGCGAAACCACUCACAGACAGACUGUAAACCAAACGAUAAGGGAAUGGAAGACGGUGUACUCCAAAUGUACACCAAUGCAACCUGUCCGCAAUGUAAAUACAAAUACAUUUUGGAACGAGGUGGAUGCAUGCAUAUUACCUGCACUCAGUGUUCAUACGAAUACUGCGAAUUCUGUUUCAAAAAGAUGACGGGAAAAGGAAAGGCGUGCAAUUUUCCGAAUUGUUCGAUGGAAAAGUCACUGCAUGGACAUCAUCCACGUAACUGUAUGUAUUACAUUCGAGAAAUGAAUCAUACCAAUUUGGAGGAACUGCUAAAGGCAAAUGGAGUCCGUUAUAAUUUGGUCCAGAAAGAAAAGACUUCGACUUGUACUGUUCAAGUUAAUAAGGACAUAAGUGGCACUUGGGUCGCAUCCGAAUGCAAUCACCCAUCAGCCGAACGAUACAAUAAUAUGUGCCUCGAACACUACAAGUGGUACUUGGGCGAGCUGAUGAAAAUACACAGCAUAGAUCCGGUUGGUGUGAUGAAUAACUUGGAAUGCAUGUGCGAACUGAAACGAAACAACGUACCGCUGCAAUACAUUGAAAGUUACGGGCAACCGAUUGAGGAUACGCAUACAGCCGGUUUGAGAACGUUGAUUCGGGAGAACAUUCCGUACGAGAAACUAUUGUAGUAGCUGAUGCAUAGUCCAUGAACAGUAAUUGGUUUUUGACUUGUCAUUUUCGGAUAUUUCUUUUUUUGGUAAUAAUUACAAAGAUCUAUUUUUGAUAU
Molecule: messenger RNA, 1450 nt
Organism: Bradysia coprophila
Lineage: Eukaryota; Metazoa; Arthropoda; Insecta; Diptera; Sciaridae
Product: E3 ubiquitin-protein ligase RNF31-like
Biological process (GO): protein linear polyubiquitination
Cellular component (GO): LUBAC complex
Molecular function (GO): ubiquitin protein ligase activity; K63-linked polyubiquitin modification-dependent protein binding; K48-linked polyubiquitin modification-dependent protein binding
Source: RefSeq, a predicted model, not a curated record